Messenger RNA from Oryza brachyantha (malo sina), 1205 nucleotides. RefSeq names its product momilactone A synthase-like. Lineage: Eukaryota; Viridiplantae; Streptophyta; Magnoliopsida; Poales; Poaceae. The record is from RefSeq and is a predicted model, not a curated record. Bases 53 to 982 code for a protein of 309 amino acids. Gene Ontology annotation, molecular function: oxidoreductase activity. The transcript has 3 exons.
GUUCGCUGCCGGCUGCCUAACGAAGAGGAUCAGGAGCAGCAGGACGUGCAGGAUGAUCACCGCAUCAGGGCAACUUCUUCUGAGGGGAAAGAGCAGAGCUGCUCAGAUGCUUCUUUCCUCCGGCUUCGCCGAUCGCUUCUUCACGUCGGCGUCAAACUCUAUUCUCAACCCAAGGUUGGAGGGCAAAGUGGCGGUGAUCACCGGCGCAGCGAGCGGCAUCGGCAAGGCGACGGCGGAGGAGUUCGUCAGGAACGGCGCCAAGGUUAUUAUUGCCGACAUCCAGGACGAGCUCGGCCGCGCCGUGGCUGCGGAGCUCGGGCCGGACGCCGCCGCGUACACGCACUGCGACGUCACGGUGGAGAAGGACGUGGCCGCGGCCGUCGACCUCGCCGUGGCGCGCCACGGCCGCCUCGACGUCGUGCACAGCAACGCCGGCAUCCCGGGCUCCCAGGCGCCGGCGUCGCUCGGCGCGCUCGACCUGGACGACUACGACCGCGUCAUGGCCGUCAACGCGCGGUCGAUGGUGGCGUGCCUCAAGCACGCGGCGCGCGUCAUGGUGCCCCGCCGCCGCGGCUGCAUCCUCUGCACGGCCAGCUCGACGGCGGUGAUCGGCAACCUGGGCGCGCCCGCGUACAGCAUGUCGAAGGCCGCCGUCGUCGGCAUGGUGCGGACGGUGGCGAGGCGGCUGGCGCGCGACGGCGUGCGGGUGAACGCCAUCUCGCCGCACGGCAUCCCGACGGCGCUGAGCGUCGGCGGCGUCUCCGAGAUGUUCCCGGCGGCGAGCGCCGAGGAGGUGAGGAGGAUGGUGACGAGGGGCAUGCAGGAGCUGGAAGGGGCGGAGCUGGAGGUGGAAGACGUCGCCAGGGCGGCCGUCUUCCUGGCGUCCGACGAGGCCAAGUUCGUCACCGGCCACAACCUCGUCGUCGACGGCGGGUUCACGGUCGGCAAGGACCUCAUACGCCAUCCUACUGCCUCUGCUUGAAGCUCAGCGAUCAAAUAAACUUCGUUACGACGCGAAUAUUGGUGCAUGCAAUACAAAAGUUUGUUAUAAAUAAUGUCUUUAAGAAAUUAAAAUUGUUAAAUACUGUAUACGAAUUAGAUGAUACCUGCACGUUGCUACGAGAAGGUUAUGUACAAGUGAAUGAAUUUGAAAAGAUAUGCAUGCCAAAGGAAAAUAAUGAUUGAGCAAAUAAUGUUUGGUAGUU